AUGGAUUCAUGGUUGCAUGAAGAGGUGGAUGGAUGGAUGCAUGGUUGGAUGAAAAGGUGGAUGGAUGGAUGGAUGGAUGCAUGGAUGGAUUCAGGGCUGGAUGAAUGGAUGAUGGAUGGAUGGAUAUUUGCAGGCAUGGAUGGACGAAUAGAUGGACGUAUGGAUGGACAGAUUCAUGGAUGGAUGCUACAACAGAAAUACCUAUAUGAUCUGCAAAAAUGUCUAGUGUCAUCACGGUUCAUGAGCUACAUCGUAGAGAGAAACGAAAAGACAGCGGACUCACAUUAA
Messenger RNA from Danaus chrysippus (African queen), 288 nucleotides. The record is from the annotation of a GenBank genome assembly. NCBI's taxonomy places the organism in Eukaryota, Metazoa, Arthropoda, Insecta, Lepidoptera, Nymphalidae.